Messenger RNA from Euleptes europaea (tarantolino), 1060 nucleotides. It is a transcript of the gene FOSL2, whose product is annotated as FOS like 2, AP-1 transcription factor subunit. Bases 21 to 992 code for a protein of 323 amino acids. Gene Ontology annotation, biological process: regulation of transcription by RNA polymerase II. The record is from RefSeq and is a predicted model, not a curated record. Gene Ontology annotation, molecular function: DNA-binding transcription factor activity, RNA polymerase II-specific; RNA polymerase II cis-regulatory region sequence-specific DNA binding. Lineage: Eukaryota; Metazoa; Chordata; Lepidosauria; Squamata; Sphaerodactylidae. The transcript is spliced from 4 exons. Gene Ontology annotation, cellular component: nucleus.
UCCUGCCUCCACCUCGGAUCAUGUACCAGGACUUCCCAGGGAACUUUGAUACCUCCUCCCGAGGCAGCAGCGGUUCCCCUGGCCACCUGGAAACUUACUCCAGCGUGACACCUCAACAGAAAUUCCGGGUAGAUAUGCCAGGAUCGAGCAGCACUUUUAUCCCCACUCUGAACGCCAUUACCACCAGCCAAGACCUCCAGUGGAUGGUCCAGCCCACUGUGAUCACCUCCAUGCCAAGUGCCUACUCUCGCCCGCAUCCGUACAGCCAUGCUCUGCCAAAUCUGUCUUCAGUUUCUGGCCAUGCAGCGCUUCAGAGACCUGGUGUUAUUAAAACCAUUGGGACCACAGUAGGCAGGCGGAGACGAGAUGAACAGUUGUCACCUGAAGAAGAGGAGAAGAGAAGGAUUCGAAGAGAGAGGAACAAGCUAGCAGCUGCCAAAUGCCGCAACAGACGCCGAGAGCUGACAGAGAAACUCCAGGCGGAAACAGAGGAGCUGGAGGAGGAGAAAUCUCUGCUGCAGAAGGAGAUUGCCGACUUGGAGAAAGAGAAGGAGAAGUUGAAGUUCAUGCUGAUGGCUCACGGCCCCAUGUGCAAGAUCAGCCCUGAGGAGCGCCGAACCCCACCUCCUCACAGCCUCCAGACAGUCCGGACUGGAGGGUGUGGGGCCAUAGUAGUGAAGCAGGAGCCGGUGGAGGAAGAGAUCCCCUCUUCAUCUUCUGACCUGGAAAAAGGGCAGAGGUCUGUCAUCAAACCCAUCAGCAUCGUCGGGGGCUUUUACGGAGAAGAGCCUCUCAACACUCCCAUCGUGGUGACCUCAACCCCUGCCAUCACUCCUGGCACGUCUAACUUGGUCUUCACCUACCCCAGCGUGCUGGAUCAGGAGUCUCCACUCUCCCCUUCGGAGUCGUGCUCCAAAGCUCACCGGAGGAGCAGCAGCAGCGGCGACCAGUCCUCGGAUUCCUUGAACUCUCCAACUCUGCUGGCGCUGUAACCUUCUCCCCUUCGCCCCCACUCUACCCCCUUACUCUGCGGGGGGGAGGCCCCUCCAUGAAAUCAAAG